CAUGUGAAAGGGGGGCUGGAGGCGUGGCCUAGCGACGCACGGGACCCUGCGGCGACGUCCUCCUCCGUCAGGUUGCGUCCCGGGAGGGUGAGACGUGCCGAGCGUCACGAGGGGCUGCUGCUGCGGCUGCUGCUGCUGUCGCCUCGGUCUGCUCCCCCGGCUGUGCCCCGCCCUCCUCCCUGUCUUGUUGUGGCGACGGUUGUUUCUGCGGCUCUGCCUGGUGGAGGCUGGACCUGCUGCCUCAGCUGACACCACCGCGGUGGGUGCUGUACAGUGAUGCUGAUGAAUCUUUUUCACUUUACUACACGAAGGCUGGUUUCUCAAGUAUAUUGUGGACUUAAACCUGCUUCUUCCAAGAAACAAAGGACUUGUUUUGAAAUGGCUCGGCCCAGUUCAAAUAUGGCUGAUUUUCAAGAAGUAUUUGCUAAAGCAAAGCAUAUAGCUAUUAUUACAGGGGCUGGUGUCAGUGCAGAGAGUGGCGUUCCAACCUUCAGAGGUGCAGGGGGCUACUGGAGGACAUGGCAAGCUCAGGAACUAGCUACUCCAGAAGCUUUUGCAAGGAAUCCAUCUAGGGUGUGGGAAUUUUACCACUACCGUAGGGAGCUUAUGAUGAGUAAACAUCCAAACCCAGCACACAUUGCCAUAGCAGAGUGUGAAGCCAGGCUUAGCAAGCAAGGCAGGAGUGUUGUGGUCAUCACGCAGAACAUUGAUGAACUCCACAGAAAAGCAGGAACAAAGCAUCUCUUAGAAAUUCAUGGUAGCUUAUUCAAAACCCGAUGCACUAGUUGUGGAAAUGUGUCAGCAAAUCACAAGAGUCCAAUCUGCCCUGCUUUGGCUGGAAAAGGUGCUCCAGAUCCUGAUGUUGAAGAUGCCAGAAUUCCUGUGAAAGAUCUUCCCCGAUGUGAAGACUGCAGUGGCCUCUUGCGCCCUCAUGUUGUGUGGUUUGGAGAAACUUUGGAUUCUGAUAUCCUUACAGAGGUUGAAAAAGAGCUUGAGAUUUGUGACCUUUGUUUGGUAGUUGGCACCUCUUCUAUAGUAUAUCCUGCUGCUAUGUUUGCUCCUCAGGUCUCUGCCAGAGGAGUGCCAGUUGCAGAAUUCAACAUGCAAAGCACUCCAGCUACAGAAAGAUUCAGGUUCCAUUUUCCAGGGCCCUGUGGUACCACCCUGCCCCCAGCAAUUGCUCGCCAUAAAAUGGAAAUCAUCUCGUGAAUAUUCACUGCAAGCACAGAAGAAUCUGAUUGCUAAUUUCAACAGGGUGUCUAUACAAGAGGACCGGACCUUGCAUAAAACAGUCUACAUAUGAUUGGGAAACUGGAUCUGAGGAUGGCACUGAACAAAACAAAUCAUGAGUCCCUGAUUGAUUACAAGAAAGAGCAAAGGACAAGAAUUAUUAUGAAUUGGGACAUUGGAAAAAUUGUUACAGUUUUUCUAACAAAAACGUGUGUGAAAUAAAAUAUUAACUGUUCCAAGUGUAGUAUCAUAGUAGUGCUAAGAGGACACUGGUGCUCCUAUCUGUCAGACUGUAUCUCUGAUGAAUCAUAAACUCAGAGGGAUGACUCUGUGACUACAUGACUUGCAAAAUAAUGUUCUAAAGUUGCUCUAAAAUUCUGAAAAUGGUAAGCAAGCAAAUGAAUGCUCACAUUAGGAUUUUUUAGGAACACAAUAAAACAAGGUUGUCCUGCUUAUUAGACAGGGCACUCCUAGAAAAGGU
Messenger RNA from Hemicordylus capensis (graceful crag lizard), 1711 nucleotides. It is a transcript of the gene SIRT5, whose product is annotated as sirtuin 5. Lineage: Eukaryota; Metazoa; Chordata; Lepidosauria; Squamata; Cordylidae. The record is from RefSeq and is a predicted model, not a curated record. Bases 277 to 1209 code for a protein of 310 amino acids. The transcript has 9 exons. Gene Ontology annotation, molecular function: protein-succinyllysine desuccinylase activity; protein-malonyllysine demalonylase activity; NAD+ binding.